UAGAGGGAUGUAGAUGAGGUUUAGGGUGGUCCAGAACGCGCGGGCACUUAUUGGCACACCUCACACACAGCCAAACCACCAACCUAUAGCCUAAACUACAACAUGCGCAUUAGUCAAGGCAAUCUGGAAUAGCCUACACGUCGGUGCGGUGGCGGCGGGUUUUGCGAAGGCUGCGGCUGCAGCAUCAUUCUCUAAUCUGUUCUGCCCUGUGUUUUGGAGUUUCAUGUUCUUCUGCCUUGCAACUUUGACUUAUUUAUCUUAUCACGAUCUCAUCCUUGUAAAACACGGACUGAUUCUGAUUAUUCUACAUGUGGGAGCAGUUCCUGUCGUUUUGCUAUUCCGACGCACGAGGGAAGAAGACGGGACAGCUGCCGUUCGAUAAUGUUUAGUCUGAAAAGAUCAGAUUUUUGUGACGACACGUUUUGAACCGUCACAUUGCUUUUCUAUUGUUUUUCACGGACACCUUUUAUUUACCCACUGUAAAUGUAUGUGGAUCUGAACAGACUGCAUCAUCUAUCUAAAUGAAUGAAUUCAGCCAUGCAAUGUUCCUGGAAGGCUGUGAUUCUGCUAGCCUUAGCGUCCAUAGCGAUCCAGUACACAGCCAUCAGGACGUUCACAGCCAAGCCAUUCCAGAUGUGUCCAGUGACAAUCUCCAACCCUCUGAACUGUGGCAUGCUGGGGCAGGAUGUGGUGGACUUGUCUUUUGACAAGCGGAUCUGUGACGACUUUCUUUACUUCUCCUCCAAUGUCUCCAGGAAGACCCAUGUUCUCAUCCUGGCCACGACCCGCAGCGGCAGCUCCUUUGUGGGUCAGCUGUUUAACCAGCACCAGGAUGUGUUUUAUCUGUUUGAGCCGCUCUACCACGUCCAGACCACCCUGCUCCCCCGCCUGUCCCACAGCAGGACGGCAGGCGACACCAGGGUGAUGCUGGGGGCUAGCAGGGACCUGCUCCGGAGCCUCUACGACUGUGACCUUUACUUCCUGGAGAGCUACAUCAAACCCCAGCCGGCCAAUCACAGUACAGACAAGCUGUUCCGGAGGGGAGCCAGCAAGGCUCUGUGCUCCCUGCCUGUCUGCGACGCCUUCAGUCCUGGAGAGUUGAACAUCGAUGAAGGAGAGUGCGUCAAGAGGUGUGGCGGUCUCAACAUGACGCUGGCGUCGGACGCUUGCCGGGAGCGGCGCCAUGUGGCCAUCAAGACGGUGAGGAUACCGGAGGUGAGUGACCUCAGGGCUCUGGUGGAGGACCCUAGGCUCAACCUCAAGGUGAUCCAGCUGGUUAGGGACCCCCGAGGGAUCCUGGCCUCCCGCAUCGAGACCUUCAGGGACACCUACCGCCUCUGGAGGAUCUGGAGGGCCACUGGGAGGAGGCCCUACAACCUGGACCUCACCCAGCUUACCAUGGUCUGUGAGGACUUCCUGGGAUCUGUAACCACUGGGCUCAGCAAGCCCCCCUGGCUCAAAGGGAGGUAUAUGCUGGUCAGGUAUGAGGACCUGGCCAAGAACCCUCUCCAGAAGACCAAGAAGAUCUAUGAUUACUUGGGUCUGGUCAUGGACAAGAACGUAGGAGACUGGAUCCAGAACAACACUAGGGGAAGCAAUGAUCUGUCAGCCAAGCAUAAAUACGGCACUGUUCGGGACUCAGCGGCCAACGCAGAAAGCUGGAGGCUCAAAUUGUCUUAUGACAUGGUUGAUUACACACAGACUGUGUGUCAGCAAGUUCUACAGGAGCUGGGUUAUAAGACUGUCAGUUCGCCCGAGGAGCUGAAAAAUCUGUCUCUCACUCUCAUCGAGGACAAAACUUUUGUACCUUUUUUGUAGAAAAGCAAGGGCCAAUCACAACGCACAACUAUUUUUGUUAUAUUUACAUUGUUGCCUUCAUUUCCUCUCAGAUUUGCACUAAACCUCAGAAACCUUGACGACUCCUGUGGUAAGAUUUAAGACAUUCAGAACAGCACAAGAAACAUCAUUUGGGAAUGCUGUUUUAGAGAUUUUAGUAUCAAUGUUUUAUCGAUACUGAAGGGACACUAAUGUCAGGUUAAUUGACAUGAACAACCUACAGUGAAGCACCAUCCUACUUAAGAUCCCUGAAUGCUGACAGUUGCAUUGACAAAAGUGAAUGUUAAUAUUUGUACAUCAAGAAAACUGGACCUACUGUACAAUAUUGUUAGGGAAUGUACCUAAUCAUACCCAUAACUGAUACAUGCUGAGGUGUAGGCCUAUGACAAAACCAUGCAAUAUACAUUUGAAUGUUGCAGUCAAUUUAAAUGGUGUUGUUUAAAUGUUACAGAGGGUAAGAAUUAAGGAGUGGCGCUUUAAUCGUGUUGAUAUAGUUUAACUGAGGGUUGUCAAAUCCACCCUCACCAAAGGGUAAUGAGUGCCGGACAACAGUGAUUUUACAGAGGCUUCAUCCCAAAUGGCACCCUAUUCCCUAUCUAGUGCACUACUUUUGAUCAGGUUCCAUUGGGAUUUGGUCAAAAGUAGUGCACUGUGUAGGGAAUAGGGUGCCAUUGCAGACGCAAACAUAGUUUACCCUGAUCAUCCAAGUGUCAGCGAGGUGUUGGAAAUGUUUAGUUCGACUUCCCGGCCAACUACUGACGAUGUGGAGCAGGCAAGCAAUCGGAGACAGCUGCAGUAGCUGAUUAGUCUUAUACAGGUAAGCUAGCUCUGGUCUUCACAACAGUAUCAGGGUAGUGGAGUUUUCAAUCUCUGGAAGGAAUAGAAUUGAAUUGAAUACAGUAGAAUACAGAAACUGACCAUUAUGCUGUCACAAUAAGUGAGGAAGGCCUUUGUUAUUAUUUAUUUAUUUAUUUUGAGUUAUUACUUUACAAACGUGUACUUAAAUAACUUACAUGAAACAGUGACAGGCUGGGAAAUGACCUUACCCAAUCCCCUUGGAAUCCUCUGAAAUAUUGAGGGGGUGAUGUUCAUAAAGUUGAGUUCUUUACUCGUCAAAGACACUGUUUUAAAAUAUAUUUUCCUUUAUUAUUUACCCCUAACCCUACCGCCCCCCCCCCGAAUUGGAGUAAACUAAUGGACAACAACACUUAGGAAUCUACUUCCUGCUUAUACAUACUAUAUACAUCUUACAGACACAGUAUAUUACAAUAGUUAUCUAUUGUUUGUUUUUUGUCCCAUCCUUCAGCUACCCUCAACCCCUCCCAUCUAUCUCUGAACACCAUCACCAGUUUUGAUUUCUAUUUGCCAUAUAUUUUUCAACUGUGCUGUUUCACAAAAGUUCUGAACCUAUAUACAUCAACUUUCAAAAGUUUGGGGUCACUUAGAAAUGCCCUUGUUUUUGAAAGAAAAGCACAUUUUUUGUCCAUUAAAAUAACAUAAAAUUGAUCAGAAAUACAGUGUAGACAUUGUUAAUGUUGUAAAUGACUAUUGUAGCUGGAAACGGCUGAUUUUUAAAGGAAUAUCUACAUAGGCGCACAGAGGCCCAUUAUCAGCAACCAUCACUCUUGUGUUCCAAUGGCACGUUGUGUUAGCUUAUCCAAGUUUAUAAUUUCAAAAGACUAAUUGAUCAUUAGAAAACCCUUUUGCAAUUAUGUUAGCACAGCUGAAAACUGUUGUUCUGAUUGAUUAAAGAAGCAAUAAAACGGUCCUUCUUAAGGAGCAUCAGCAUUUGUGCCGAGAAGGUCAGCAUCCUGAAGUCGCCUCUUCACUGUUGACGUUGAGACUGGUGUUUUGUGGGUACUAUUUAAUGAAGCUGCCAGUUGAGGACUUGUGAGGUGUCUGUUUCUCAAACUAGACGCUCUAAUGUACUUGUCCUCUUGCUCAGUUGUGCACCGGGGCCUCCCACUCCUCUUUCUAUUCAAAAACAAGGAGUGAUGGUUGGAGUGAUGGUUGUUGAUAAUGGGCCUCUGUACGCCUAUGUAGAUAUUCCAUUCAAAAUCAGCCAUUUCCAGCUACAAUAGUCAUUUACAACAUUAACAAUGUCUACACUGUAUGUCUGAUCAAUUUGAUGAUAUUUUUAUGGGCAAAAAAUGUGCUUUUCUUUCAAAAACAAGGGCAUUUAUAAGUGACCCCAUACUUUUGAACGGUAGCGUACAUUUUACGGACACAGAAUAUUUUACAUUAGUUAUCUUGUUGUUAUUAGUCCCACCCUUCAGCUCCACUCAACCCCUCCCAUCUAUCUCUCAACACCAUCCAGUUUUCAUUUCUAGCUGCCAUAUAUUUUCCCACUGUGCUGUGAUGUUUCACAAAAGUUCUGAACUUUUCUAUUCUCAUAGUUUCUACAGAUUGUAAAUUAAAGAUACAUUUUUUGGCCAAGAGUAUUAUUAUAUUAUUGAUCGAUUGACUAUGACUUUUUUAAAUCACCCAGCAGUGCUCUUUGCAGAUUUAGCUCCAGGUAAAUGUUGCAAUUCUUCAGCAAUUCCUGAACCUGCAACCAAAGCUACAUAUGGACAGUACCAAAACAAAUUAUCUAAUGAUUCUGUCUCUUCACAGCAAAAUCUGCAGAGCUGGGAUGGUUGUAUCCCCCAUAUAGAUAACAUUCUGUUGGUUGCAAUAAUUUUUUAUAAUCAUUUAAAUGAAAAGAGUUUUGAAUCCAGCCUCGUUUUGUGUAUCAGUUCAUAAACCAUGUGCCAUGGAAUUGGUACAUAGAAAAUCUCUUCCCAACUAUUUUGCAAUCUACACGGCACAGCUGUCUUUUUUCUUCUUCUUUAAAUUAAUGUGGUAUGCGUUUUUUAUUCAACACAAUUUUCUAUAACCAAUUUUGGUCUUUAAUGCAGGGCCGACAGACAAGUUCUUUACGUUCUCCCCCUUCCAUUUUUGCGGUAAUGCUACAAUUAAUUGGUUGUAAUUUUGGAUAGAGCAGACAAUCCCAUUUGUUUUUGUUAACUGCAUGUGUGACAUAACUCCACCAGUCCUAUUUAUGAUAUAAUUUACAAAGAUUAUACCAUUUUUAUUUUAUUAUCAAUUAGUAUAUUUGGGUUUACCCAUAAUAUUUGUGGUAAUAUUUGUUCUGUCUUUUCUGGUGGAUUAAAGUGAAAUUGCAACCAACUUUCUAUGGCUUGUUUUAAAAAUAGCAAUAUUUUGGAGUUGAUUUCAUUAAAAAAAUGAAAGUGA
This is a messenger RNA of Salvelinus fontinalis (brook trout), 5070 nucleotides long. RefSeq names its product carbohydrate sulfotransferase 1-like. Bases 526 to 1818 code for a protein of 430 amino acids. Lineage: Eukaryota; Metazoa; Chordata; Actinopteri; Salmoniformes; Salmonidae. Gene Ontology annotation, cellular component: Golgi membrane. Gene Ontology annotation, molecular function: N-acetylglucosamine 6-O-sulfotransferase activity; keratan sulfotransferase activity. The record is from RefSeq and is a predicted model, not a curated record. Gene Ontology annotation, biological process: keratan sulfate proteoglycan metabolic process; carbohydrate metabolic process; N-acetylglucosamine metabolic process. The transcript has 2 exons.